Prorocentrum cordatum is the source of this 6594-nucleotide messenger RNA. Lineage: Eukaryota; Dinophyceae; Prorocentrales; Prorocentraceae. The record is from the annotation of a GenBank genome assembly.
AUGACCGAUGAAGCGCAGGCGGCGCCAGUGGUGCCAGAGGACACCCUGGAAGCAGACAGCACGCAGGCAUUGCCAGCAGCUCCUGCGACCAGCGAGGGCAGCAGCCAGGCAGAUGCCCUGCCAGUAGUGCCCGAAGAGGCCACCGAGGAGGCCAGCGAGGAGACGGAGGCGUUGCCGCGGAUCGCGGACAGCAGCAGAGGGGAGGGGCCGCGUGCGCUUCCCGAGGCGGACGCCGAGGAGGCCUCCCCGACGGAGUCGCCGCGAGCCGCGCCCGAGGAGGCUGCCCAGCCGACCGACGGCGAGGAGGAUCCGCCAGCGGUGCAGGGCCAGGCCAGCGACAUGGCCGGCGAGGGGGUGGCACCGCCCACCGCGUCCGAGGCCCGCCAGGAGACCGCCGGAGCCGAGGCGCUGACGGCGGGACCCGAGGAGGCCGGCAAGCAGGACGUGGGCCAGGCCCAGGCGCAGCAGCAGCGCGACGGCUCCCGGGAGGAGCGGGCCGAGGAGGACUCGCGGCCGUGGUGGGCGCCCAAGGCCGAGUACGAUGAGGUCACGGACGAGGCCAGCAAAGAGGAGCCUGCGGUCGAGGGUGAGGCGCCCUGGGCUCUGCCCGAGCAGGCCGAGAAGGGCAGUGAGGCGGAGGCGCCUGCGCCCAGGGAGGAUCCCGCGGAGGCCCCAGUCCAGGACGAGGUGCUGACAGCCGUGGUGCCCAAGGCGGAUGAUGAGGAUCCCUCAGAGUUCAAGGAACGGACCAACGACAAAGCGCGUUUGCCGUCGGUUCCCGAGGAGGAGGGGGAGGAGGAGGAAGAGCUGCCUUCACCCAAGGAGGAGUUGCUGAGGCUGCCCGAGGCCGAGGACGAGCAGCAGCAACCAGCGAUGGAGCAGACGGUAUUGGAGCCCCCAGCUGCCGUGGCCGAGGCAUUCGAGCCCCCUGCCACGGAGCAGGCCGAGACGCCAGCGCCCGAGGAGACCGAAGGCGAUGCGAGCGAGACGAGCACACCGCCGGCGGCAACCGAGGAGGUCACGGAGGAGAAGCUGCCGUCGGUGGCCGACGAGGAGGAGGCCCCCGUGGCCACGGGGGAGCUGCGGCCGCAGCUGCCUCAGACCGAGGGGCCGUCGACGCAGGACGGGGCCGCGGCAGCGGCCGCGUCCCAGGGGGCGAGCGCAGGGGUGGAGAUCACAGAGCAGACCAACGACAUCGCGGCGCUGCCGCCGGUCCCCGACGAGGAGGAGUGGCCGAGGCCCCCCGCCGAGCGCGACGAGCGGCUGCUGGGCCAGAGGCGGGCGGGCGAUGGCGUGGCCAGCGAGCGCGAGCCUCCGCCCCCGGCGCACGAGGAGACGGCCGGCGAGGACGAGGAGGCCGGCGGGCCUCUCGCGGGCCCGGCGGCGCCGAGCGCGCAGGAGCCGGGCGGCGGCGCCGCGGCGGAUGCGCCGCCAUCGGCGCCGGUGGCGGAGCAGCCGGAGGCGGAGCAGGAGCAGCCGGAGGCGGAGCAGCCAGAGGCGGAGCAGCCGCCGGCGGCGCCGGUGGCGGAGCAGCCGGAGGCGGAGCGGCUGGAGGCGGAGCAGCCGGAGGCGGAGCAGCCGGAGCCGUCUGCCGCCGAGCGGAAGGCGGAGGAGGAGUACAAGACGAACCUGGCGCGCGCGUUAGAGGAUGCCAAGGCUGAGGCCGACUCCCGGGCGAAGGCGGCGGAGGCCGACGCCCAGGCGAAGGAGGAAGCCGUGGCUGAGGCGAAGGAGGCGGCAGAGGCACCGUGGGCCGUACCGGAGGUCGACAACAAGGAGACCAGCGUCGACGAGCUGGAGAAGGAGCUGGCGAAGAGGCGGGAGGAGCUGAAGAGGAUGGAGAAGGAGCAGGAGGUGAAGCUGCUGAAGAGGAUGCUGAGGGAGCUGGAGGCCGGCGGCGACGGGCCGGAGCAGGACCAGGGCCCUCCAGCCACGGCGGGUUCGGCCAACGGGACCAGCGGCGAGGAGCCGCAGAGGGAGCAGGCGCCGGCGGCCGCCCCCGAGGCGGCCAACGGGACCAGCGCCGAGGAGCCGCAGAGGGAGCGGGCGCGGGCGGCCGCCCCCGAGGCGGCCAACAUGACCAGCGCCGAGGAGUUGCCCGAGGCGGCCAACGAGACCAGCGACGAGAAGCUGGCGAAGGACUGGUCGGCCUCGCCCUCCAGCGCGGUGCCGCAGGACCUCUACGAGGAGGCGCACGGCGGGGCCGCCAAUCGGUCCAGCGACGAGCUGGCCAACGAGGCGGAGGCGGAGCAGCCGGAGCAGCCGGAGGCGGAGCAGCCCGAGCCGUCUGCCGCCGAGCGGCAGGCGGAGGAGGAGUACAAGAUGAACCUGGCGCGCGCGUUGGAGGAUGCCAAGGCUGAGGCCGACUCCAGGGCGAAGGCGGAGGCCGUCCCCGAUGCCGCUAACGGGACCAGCGACGAGGAGCCGCAGAGGGAGCAGGCGCCGGCGGCCGCCCCCGAGGCGGCCAACGGGACCAGCGACGAGGCGGCCAACGCCAGCGACGAGAAGCUGGCGAAGGACUGGUCGGCCUCGCCCUACAGCGCGGUGCUGAAGGACCUCUACCUGGCGCACGGCACGGCCGCCAAUCGGUCCAGCGGCGAGGAGCUGCAGCAGGAGCAGGCCGCCCCCGACGCCACUAACAGGACCAGCGACGAGGAGCCGCAGAGGGAGCAGGCGCCGGCGGCCGCCCCCGAGGCGGCCAACAUGACCAGCGCCGAGGAGCUGCCCGAGGCGGCCAACGAGACCAGCGACGAGAAGCUGGCUAAGGACUGGUCGGCCUCGCCCUACAGCGCGGUGCUGAAGGACCUCUACCUGGCGCACGGCGAGGCCGCCAAUCGGUCCAGCGGCGAGGAGCUGCAGCAGGAGCAGGCCGCCCCCGAUGCCGCCAACGAGACCCGCGACGAGGAGCCGGAAGGGGAGCAGGCGCCGCUGACCGCGGCCAACAGGGUCGGCGACGAGGAGGCGCAGCAGGAGCAGGCGCCGCCGGCCGCACCCGAGGCGGCCGACGAGAGCAGCGACGAGCAGGAGCAGGCCACGCCUGCGGCCCCCAAGGAGGUGUUGGAGAAGCAGGGGCCCAAGAGGGACGUCGCCGCACCCGGCUGGCUGCCCAAGGAUCCGGGCUGCUACCUGUGGCUGCCGAACGGCUGCCCGGAGAACCCCGCGAGCCGCUUCCCGAGGGUGUGGCGCCGAGACGGUCGGGGCAGCGAGAGCUUCGAGGCCUGCGCCCUGAGGAAGCGCGGCUUCGACAGGUUCUGCCAGACGAACGACACGAUCUUCUACUACAUCGACGAGCCCGACGCCGCAGAUGCGCCGACGGUGGACGGCUCCGAGCCAGGGGCCUCCGAGCAGGAGGUGGACCAGGGCGACGCGACGGCGAUCCCCAUGACAUCCACCACGCUGGCGGCGCUGGACCCGCGAGCCUCGCGGCAGGACCGGCUGAUCGCGUCGGACGAGUCCAUGGCCACGUCUGGGCUGCGCCGUCCCCCGAUGCCCAGCGAACCAGGCUGUUACCUGUGGAUGCACCACGGUUGCCCGAUGCACCCGCACCACGACGUCCGGGUCCAGUGGUACCUGGACAGGCUGGGGGCGGAGAGCGUCUCCAUGUGCAAGAACCGGAAGAUGGCGUUCGAUAGGUUCUGCGGUGUGGAGAAUACUGUCGCCGUGUUCCUCGACUGGAGCGUCCCCGAAGGCGCUCCCGCGGGGCCCGACGCGGAGCCCGAGGCGCUACCCGAGGCGCCGCAGACCGAGGCCUCCAAGUCGUCCGCCGACGAGGAGGCCGCGCAGCUGGAGCGGGCGGAGGAGGCGGAGGCGUCGAGGGCGCCAGCCGCCGAGGCGCCGGCCGAGGAGGGUUCGGCCGAGGACGAAGAGGACGACGGAGAGGGCGAGCCCUCGGCGCUCCUGGGCCGGCGGGCCGAGCAGGAAGCCGAGGAGAACUACGAGGACGGCGAGGAUGCGGAGGAGGAGGCCCCUCGGCCGGAGCUGCCCGAGGAGCCGACGCCCGAGGCCCCGGAGGAGCCGGCUGCCGAGGAGGAGGAGGAGGAGGAGGAGGCCGCGCGGCUGGCUUCGGCCGAGGAGGCGGCUGCGCUGGAGGUGCCCGCCGGGGCCACGCCGGAGCAGGCCGCGGGGGCGGCGGCGGGCGCGGACGAGGAGGAAGCCAGCCCCGAAAAGCCGGGCGAGCUCAUCGACCUGGACGUGGGCGAGGACGCCGACGAGGCGGAGACCAUCGGCGCGGUGCGGGUGGGCGCCGAGGCGAGGCAGGCCGCGCGGGAGCGGGUCGCCCAGGAGGCGAAGGCCGCCCGCGAGGCUGAGGAGGAGGCCGUGCGCGAGGCCGAGGAGGCGAGCGCGCGCGGGGAGCACGCGGCGCCCCCGGAGGCUGCCGCGGCGGCGCCCGCGCCGGCGCCCGAGCCGCCCGCCCCGGUGGCCCCCGCGGCGGAGCCGGAGGAGCUGGCGCCCGCGGCGCCGGGCGCGGCGCCCGUGGCCUCCGACGACGCCGCAGCGGCCACCACCACGGCGGGGCCGGGCGCCGAGGCGGCGCCGGCGAGGCGGCCGGCGUGGCUGGCCAAGGCCCUGGCGGCCGCCCCGGCCGAGGCGCCGGCGGCCCCCCCGCGGGAGGGCCCCGAGGAGGGCGGCCUGGCCGCGCUGCUCCGGGCGGCCGCUGCCGGCACGGGGCGGCAGGAGCGGGCGACGCAGGCAUCGGCCGCAGCGGAGACCCCCGUGGAGGACUUGGAAAAAGAGGCCGUGAGGGUCUCGACCACGGGGGCCGAUUCCGUUCGCUUUGCUUCGGAGGCCCAGCUGGCCUCCACCACGGCGCAGGGCAUCCACGAUCGGAUGGAGUCCGACGCCGUCGCGGUCUCCACCACGGCCCCGUUCGUGAAGCCGCUCCUGAGGUCGGGCAAGCCGGUGCCCGAGCUGCCCACGCAGCCAGGCUGCUAUCUGUGGCUCCACCACGGAUGCCCAAAGCACCCCGCGCCCCAGCACGCCGCCACCUGGUGGAGAGACAGGCGCGGCGAGGCGAGCACGGAGGCCUGCGAGCAGCGGAAGCGGGGCUUCGACAGGUUCUGCGGCGUCGAAGACACCGCUUCGUACUUCAUAGAGGCAGCGCUCGCGCCCGUGGAGGCACAGGGCGAGGCUCAGGACGACGCGGAGCUGGACAUCCCAGCGCUGGUGGACCGCCUGGCGGGCACGACGACGGAGGCCCCCUCGGAGCAGUCCCCGGCCGAGCAGCCGGCGGUGACGUCGCCGACAGCGUUGGCGCAAGAUGCGGCUGAUGCCAAGGAGCCCGUGCUGGCGGGCGCCCGGGCGCUGGCGGGCCGCAGCAGCCGGCCGGCCGCCAGGCCGACGAGGCGCGAGGAGCUGGAAGCCGAGGAGCUGCCCUCGCAGGACGCCGGGCCCGAGGAGUCGCCGACGGCGCCGGCCACGGACUCCCUGGAGGCGGUGGAGACGGAGGCCGGCGGGGUGCUGCUCGGGGCCGCCGGGCUGGCGGUGCCCGAGCUGCCGCGCGUGCCGGGGUGCUUCCUGUGGGUGCACCACGGCUGCCCGCUGCGGCCCCACGCCGAGUACGUCCAGGCCUGGUAUGAGGACGCGGAGGGCGCGGUUAGCCGGCGCCUCUGCGAGCUGCGGAGGGGCAAGAUCGACGAGUUCUGCGGCCGAUCCAACACCACCAUGUAUUUCCUCCCGGGAAGAGACGCGGCGCCCGCGGUGACGGAGGACGCCCCGCUCCCGGCGGUGCCGCCUCCCGCGGCGCAGCUCCUGCGGCAGCCCGCGCGCGGCGAGAGCGCCCCGGCUCAGGGGGAGGCGCCGCCCGCGGAGGCGCCCGCCGACGCCAGGCAGCCAAGCCGCCUGCGCACGCCCGCGCCGGCGGCGGCGGCGCACGCGGGCGGCUUCCAGCCCGCGAAGGCCGUGGAGAAGGCCAGGCUGGCGGCCGGCCAGGCGGCCGGCGUUGUCCAGCAGGCGGCCGUCAGCUUCGUGUCGAAGCUCAGCUCCGCCCUGCCCUGGUCCAGAAAGGAGGCCGCCCCAGCCAGCGCGCCGCCGCUGGAGAAGCACACCCUGCAGCCCCUGCGCAUGAUGCAGGAGGAACAGCAGCAGUAGGUUGACAGCAGGAUGAACGCGUAGACUGACGCGUAGAUACAUGUGAUUUAUGUAUGGGGCCCGCGCUCACCCUCAUUUUUGUUUGUCGCAUGCUGAUCUUCAUGGCAAACAAUCACGUGGUCGUUGCCUUCCUGGCGCCCCCGCGGUGUCGUGAGCGUCGUCGGUUGGCUCGGUGGCGCUGGCCUCUCUGCUUGGGAAAGACCUGGCCGGGGUGCGGCGACACUUGCCCCGCUCCGUCCAGGCGCUUCUGAUGCACUGAUUGCCCUGAUGGUGGCCCCUUCUGGGCGCCAAUCUUUAAUGUCAAGUCGGAGCGCCGGAAGCGCGUGCGGCAGGGCGGCCCAUCCUCCCCCAUCUCCCCUCCCCUCUUCCUCCGUCCUUUCCAUGGCCGUCCUCGCACCGGCCCCCGCCUCCCGCGCGCCCUCGGCCCUGCGCGCUCGCCCCCCGUUCGCGCAGGCGCCGCGAGGCACCGCUCCUCGGCAGGGCUCAGCGCGCGCCCCGUCUGUCCAG